AUGAGUAACGAAGAUUAUGGCUACGACUACGACUAUCUAUUCAAGAUUGUGUUAAUAGGUGAUUCUGGUGUGGGGAAGUCGAACCUUCUUUCCAGGUUCACGACGGAUGAGUUCAAUGUGAACUCCAAGUCAACAAUUGGGGUUGAAUUUGCAACGAGGACAAUCGAAGUCGAGGGGAAAAAGGUAAAAGCACAAAUUUGGGACACUGCUGGUCAAGAACGGUACCGUGCGAUUACAUCUGCGUACUACAGAGGUGCGGUGGGUGCGUUGAUUGUCUACGACAUCAGUAAAUCUAGCAGCUACGAGAACUGUAACCAUUGGCUAGCUGAACUACGUGAAAAUGCCGACGAAAACGUUGCUGUUGGGCUUAUUGGGAACAAAUCCGAUCUAGCCCAUUUGCGUGCCGUCCCCACCGAUGAGGCCAAGAACUACGCUCAGGAAAACCAAAUGUUGUUCACUGAGACAAGUGCGUUGAACGCAGAAAACGUCGAUCUAGCAUUCCGUGAGCUCAUCACAGCCAUUUACCAGAUGGUAUCUAAGAACCAAGUUGACUUGAGCGAGAAGAGCGGCGGAGGCACUAUGCCAAGAGGCCCCACCAUCUCCCUCACCCCUGCUUCAAACGAAAAAACCAAGAAGUCAAACAACUGCUGCUGA
Eremothecium cymbalariae DBVPG#7215 is the source of this 654-nucleotide messenger RNA. RefSeq names its product Rab family GTPase YPT32 (gene YPT32). The coding region runs from base 1 to 654 and encodes 217 amino acids. Gene Ontology annotation, molecular function: GTP binding; GTPase activity. NCBI's taxonomy places the organism in Eukaryota, Fungi, Ascomycota, Saccharomycetes, Saccharomycetales, Saccharomycetaceae. Gene Ontology annotation, biological process: exocytosis. Gene Ontology annotation, cellular component: recycling endosome. The transcript has 2 exons. The record is from RefSeq and is a predicted model, not a curated record.